Molecule: messenger RNA, 1533 nt
Organism: Penicillium verhagenii
Lineage: Eukaryota; Fungi; Ascomycota; Eurotiomycetes; Eurotiales; Aspergillaceae
Product: glutathione synthase
Exons: 2
Coding region: 1-1533 (510 amino acids)
Biological process (GO): glutathione biosynthetic process
Cellular component (GO): cytosol
Molecular function (GO): ATP binding; glutathione binding; glutathione synthase activity
Source: RefSeq, a predicted model, not a curated record
AUGGUUGAAUCGAUCUAUGCCAACUACCCUCCCCAGCUGUCUCCUGAACAGCAGGAGUAUUUGGUUACAGUCAGUAAAGAUUGGGCUAUUCAAAAUGGUUUGGCAGUUCGCCCAUCACCUGCGAUUUUCCCCAAGAGCGCAGAUCCCAACUCGGUAUUAGCAACCAAUGCACCGGUUUCACUUUUCCCAAGCCCAUUCCCAAAGGCUUGUUUUGAGGAGGCCCAGGCCUUGCAAACUGUAUAUAAUCAAUUAUAUGCAGCAAUCACAGUCAAUGAAGACUGGCUAGGGAAGAUCAUCGAAGACCUCACCGACGUUGAUGACUUUGUUGCGAAUCUAUGGAAAACUCAUCUGGCUGUGAAGAAGGAGGGCUAUGUCCAAAACCUGUCACUGGGGCUUUACCGUUCCGACUAUAUGGCUCAUGUCACCCCGAACCAUGCUCCGGCUCUAAAGCAGGUUGAAUUCAACACCAUAUCUUCCUCAUUUGGUGGCCUGUCGGCUCUCGUGAGAUCGUUACAUACCGACCUUUUGAACUCACCGCUUUGUUACCCGCCUCAUCCUCUCCUGCAAUCCGGAACACCGCCCGAUAACACCGCUGUUGAAACCCUCUCUGGAGGUCUUGCAGAAGCCCACAAAGCUUACGGCUUGUCAAAGUCCUCACCAGAGGUUCCUUUGUGUAUUCUGUUCAUCGUUCAAGACGGGGAACGGAACGUGUUUGAUCAAUUGGCCAUCUCAAAGCGACUUGAAAGCUUUCACAAAAUCCCUACCUUCCGCGUGAAAAGCAACGAAAUUUUAAAUCAGACUUCCAUUCCUGCCACAGACCCUUCUCGGCCAUUAAUCUACCACCCGCCUCACUCGCCAGCCUCUGCUUUUGAAGUCACAACCGUCUAUCUUCGUGCGUACUACUCUCCCGACGAAUACACUUCCAACCGUGAUUGGGAAGCCCGGGCCCACUUGGAACGCUCUGCAGCUAUAAAAUGCCCUACCGUGCUCAAUCAAUUGGCUGGUUGCAAGAAGAUUCAGCAAGUACUGGCAGAGCCGACUGGGCCCGAUCACCUGUCCAGCUUCUUGAAAGACGUGGACCCUGCCAUUAUCAAGAGACUACGGGAAACAUUUGCCCCGCAGUAUGAUCUCUCCGCUAGCGGACAAGGAAGGGAUUUGGCUCUCAAUCCUGAAACUGCGAUGAAUCAUGUCUUGAAACCACAACGUGAGGGCGGAGGUAACAACAUCUACAAGGCGGAGAUUCCAGGCUAUUUGCGCUCCCUUCCCGAAUCCGAUUGGAAGGGUUGGGUUUUGAUGGAGUUGAUCAACCCUGCGGCCAAUGCUGAGAAUAUUGCACUGCGAAAUGACGGAGAGGUCCUUCGCGGAAAUGUCAUUUCCGAGUUAGGAGUUUAUGGCACCAUUUUGUGGGAAAACACUGGAAAGAUUCUUCACAACGAUGAAGGUGGAUGGCUUUUGCGCACAAAGGGGAAAGAGGUUAAUGAAGGAGGAGUUGCCGCUGGUUUCUCUAGCCUGGAUAGUGUCAUUCUUUACUAG